UUGUCUUUAUUUCUCUGUGUUUGACUGUUUGUUAGUUUAUUUGCAAGAUGACCAUGACAUGGAUAUCAGCUGGCCUUCUGUUAUGGAAAGAGUCAAGUUAGUUUAGGCUAGUUAUCUAUGUUAUGGAAAGUGUUAUGGAAAGAGUCAAGUUAGUUUAAGUACCGGUUAGUAUUAGGUAAGGUUAGAGAAUCCUAGGUGAUUGUCUAUUUCCUAGUUUCCUAAGUUAGCUAGAUGGCACCUUUAUAUAAAGGUAGUCUAGUCCUUGUUAGAGGGGAAGCAAGCAAGAAGAAUUCAGCAAAGGGCUUUUGCCCAGAUGGCUAAAUCAGAGCCUCUUCUCGACGGGAGAAACCCGGCGAUUAGAGGGUGAUCUGCUCUUCGCAUCGAUCAGAGCCUCUAGUCUACAGGAGAAGCCCGGGAUUAGAGGGCGAUCUGCCCUAUCUUUACCCUUUGUAUCCACAGUUCCCUUCGUUCCACAAUACCUUCAGGACUGGAAAUUAGUGUAGAUUUCAGCUGCGCUAGGAUUGUUUAAUCUGGAAUGAAUUCAAUGUCAGAAUGAGUGGAUGGGACAUUGUAAACAUAAUUUCUGUAAUGAUAUUGUAGAACACAAUACUUUGUCAUAAGUUUUCAUCAGCCUAGGUACUUUCUCUUGUAAUGUUAGUAGAGAGCUUGUCUAGUAUCCACCAGUGACCAAAAUAUGUGCUGAAACUAACUUUGCUCUUGUUACCACCAGGAACCAACUCUAACUGGUUCCUGUAGAGCCUGCUGUAUAACUGACUUUUCUGGUUUUUUUUUCAGGAUGCUUGAAGACGAGCAAAAUGGUUUCUCUGGAUGCUCUGCUGGUGAUACAUUUCAUUUUAUGUUGUUGAUCUGAAAGAUGGAAAUGAGAAGGAAAAGGAGACACAAGAACUUUGUUCCAAGCAUAUGCUUGAUAUACAGAUGUCUUUUGUCUGAAAGGUGAAGGAAAAAGAGACACAAAACAAAAUACUUUGUUCCAAGCAUAUGCUUAUCUUUGAGUUAUGUUUCUCCCUCACUUACCAUCUAGCUAAGAUAUCUCUUUAAUCUAACCUUUUAUUUUGUAGCAAUGCAUAAAAGGUGUUUGGCCCAAUCAUGAACAUCCCUAUCACUGAAAUCUUGCCUUUGUUUUCAGGACAUCCAUCUCAAAAUCUCGACCUGUCGGUUGUCUUGGACUCUGGGCCAAGGAAAGAGGCAGCUUGGCAUCGAUGCUGUCCAACCCGUAUUCCAGCUCACUCCUACCGUCCUUGUGAUGCCACAGUAGUUAAGCAGCAAGAGAGGUUCUUCUUUGGUGGGAGGCUGAUAUUCGGACCUGACGCCAAGUCCCUGAUCCUGUCUGUUUCGCUCAUCGUGGUCCCGGUUUUGGUCUUCUGCGCGUUUGUCGCGCGGCAUCUUCGCCACCAUUUCCCGUCUUACAAUGCGGGAUAUACAAUUCCUGCUGUAGCAGUAGUGUUUAUGAUCUAUGUGCUUGUGUUGCUUUUGAUCACCUCGGCUCAGGAUCCUGGGAUCGUGCCUCGAGCAGCGCAUCCACCGGAGGAAGAGUUCGCGUAUGGGAAUUCAUUGUCUGGGGGCACGCCUGGGAGGCUGCAAUUCCCUCGUGUAAAGGAAGUUCUGGUUAAUGGGAUGCUUGUGAAAGUAAAGUAUUGCGAUACCUGCAUGAUUUACCGGCCUCCUCGGUGUUCUCACUGUUCGAUAUGCAACAAUUGCGUGGAGCGCUUUGAUCAUCAUUGUCCCUGGGUUGGACAAUGCAUUGGGCAGCGCAAUUACCGGUACUUUUUCCUGUUUGUUUCUUCCUCGACUCUUCUCUGCAUUUAUGUAUUUGCAAUGUCAGCAUUGUACAUCAAGUUUCUCAUGGACGAGGGUUAUCCGACAGUAUGGAAGGCUUUGAAACACUCUCCAGCUUCUUUGGGGCUUCUGAUAUUUUGUUUCAUUGCUCUCUGGUUUGUUGGUGGACUCACUGGAUUUCAUUUGUACCUCAUUAGCACCAACCAGACCACGUACGAGAAUUUUCGAUACAGAUCAGACAGCAGGCCUAAUAUCUAUAGUCAAGGAUGCCUGAGCAACUUCCUAGAAGUCUUCUGUAGUAAGACAAAACCUUCUAAACACAAGUUCCGGGCCUAUGCACAAGAGGAAGUGCGACCUCCAAUAGUUAACUUUGGUAGGGAGGUAGAAGAGGAACCAGCUGGCGGUCCUCGGUCAAAAGUUGAAGAUGAUCUUGAAAUUGGUAGUGAUCUCUUGAAGAUCUCUCAGCGGCGCAAUUAUGAGGAUGUUGAUGUUGAAAUGGUAGGUCGUUGCAGCAACGAGAUGGAAGGCAUAGCCAAUGCCAAACUUGUGAUAGGUUCAGAAUCACAGAUUCCUGCCGUUGGAAGUGAUGUGCGGGUACGACACUCGAGCUGGGAUCGGAGAAGUGGGAACUGGGACAUGCCAUCAUAUGUACUUACAAGAAGUGCAUCAGAUGUUAUCGAAAGAAGUGUGUUGGUCGCUGAGGCUGCACCUCCAUCUCAAACAUAAACUCGCUAGUCAAUUAUUUGUGCAUUCAGAACAUGUGCCAGCGAUUUGGAUUACAAAGCCGCUUAACUCAUCAACAUCCAGAGAGCAAGGAAGACACUGCCCGUCAUGCAUUUUGACUUUGACUGUCUUGAUUGGUUUUUUAGAUCCUUGUCAUGUAUGAACAAUGAUUUUAGUCAAAGAAUUGGCCCCGUUGGUGUGUAUAUUCGUGUUUUUGUGCCAUGGCAUCUGACGUUGUGUGCAUGGUCCUUUCUGUAAAUUACCAAUGCAGGAUUCUCAUCCAACUGUAAUCCUUCUUCAGCUAUUCUUUGAGAAUGUUUAAUCUGCAUCUCAACUGACCUUCAUCGUCGUCUUGUACCUCACGUUCGUCUAAGGAAUAAAGGUGCCAAAUUGGUCAAAAAUGCAAUUGAAUUUA
Messenger RNA from Phragmites australis (common reed), 2935 nucleotides. RefSeq names its product protein S-acyltransferase 8-like. The record is from RefSeq and is a predicted model, not a curated record. The transcript is spliced from 6 exons. Gene Ontology annotation, molecular function: protein-cysteine S-palmitoyltransferase activity. Gene Ontology annotation, biological process: protein targeting to membrane; peptidyl-L-cysteine S-palmitoylation. Lineage: Eukaryota; Viridiplantae; Streptophyta; Magnoliopsida; Poales; Poaceae. Gene Ontology annotation, cellular component: Golgi apparatus; endoplasmic reticulum. Bases 1108 to 2523 code for a protein of 471 amino acids.